This is a messenger RNA of Copidosoma floridanum, 948 nucleotides long. Its product is annotated as formylglycine-generating enzyme-like. Gene Ontology annotation, cellular component: endoplasmic reticulum. Gene Ontology annotation, biological process: protein oxidation. Gene Ontology annotation, molecular function: formylglycine-generating oxidase activity. The record is from RefSeq and is a predicted model, not a curated record. NCBI's taxonomy places the organism in Eukaryota, Metazoa, Arthropoda, Insecta, Hymenoptera, Encyrtidae.
AUGGCAGUCUAUUAUAUGGGACUGAAGAUGACUGCCGUUUGUCUUAUUGCUUUUUUGGUACGAUGCUUACUUAGUUUACCAACAGAAGAGUGGUCUUCGUUUAAGGAUAGUCGGACUGUGUCGACAGUAAUGGCCAACUGGCACUACAUUGGCACAGAUGACCUGAAUCAUCAGUUUAACGGUGAAGGACCCAGACGUCUGACUAAACUAAAAACCUUUUACAUCGAUAAGUAUCUUGUAAGCAAUGUAGACUUCGAGAUGUUUGUCAAGGAAACUGGUUACAUGACCGAAGCUGAGAAGAAUGGCAGCUCACACGUAUUUGACGAGUUUUUGAGCCCAAGGGUCAAGAGAAACAUUCGGCAAGCUGUACUGACUACUUCUGGGGCAUUAUUCGCCAAGAAUGCCGAUUGGAGAAGACCCGAGGGCAUCAAUUCCAAUUUAUUAGAUAGGAUGGAUCUCGCGGUCGUUCACGUUUCUUGGAAAGAUGCGGCAGAAUACUGCAAGUGGGUGAAUGGAAGACUUCCAACCGAAGCUGAAUGGGAAGCCACUUGUAGAAGUGGACCUGAUGACAAGCGGCACACUUGGGGAAACAAUAUGCUAAUGCCAAAUGGCCAAUCAAAAAAAAACACUGAGUACGAGACGGUUUUGACGGAUGAUCUUAAUAAUAUCGACUACAUUUUGUCAAGUAACCGCAAUAAUCGAAAUCCUAUUGUCAAUAUAUGGGAAUGGACUUCAGAUUGGUGGACGGUCAAACACUCGGCUGAACGACAAAUUGACCCUACCGGACCUCCGAGUGGAUCUGACAAGGUCACGAAAGGUGGUAGCUCCUACAUGUGUCUAGAAGGCUACUGUUCAAGGAAUAAUUGCGCUGCUAGACGUCAGCACGCUCCAGACUUUUCAGCCAACAACAUAGGCUUCCGAUGUGCUUCAACACAUGAUUAUUACUAA